Molecule: messenger RNA, 3142 nt
Organism: Trichomycterus rosablanca
Lineage: Eukaryota; Metazoa; Chordata; Actinopteri; Siluriformes; Trichomycteridae
Gene: epha8
Product: eph receptor A8
Exons: 19
Coding region: 62-3037 (991 amino acids)
Biological process (GO): axon guidance; ephrin receptor signaling pathway; protein phosphorylation
Cellular component (GO): plasma membrane; dendrite
Molecular function (GO): protein binding; ATP binding; transmembrane-ephrin receptor activity
Source: RefSeq, a predicted model, not a curated record
AGAGUGCGAGUGAGAGAGAACGUGAGAGGGAGCUGCUCCCUGCGCUCCUCACAUUUUCACAAUGGCAUCAGAUCCAGGGGUUAUCUUUCUCCUUCUGUGGACUAUAUCCCUGCAGGUGCUGGGCUCCAGAGCCACGACCGGUAAUGAAGUGAAUCUGUUGGACACCACCACUAUAUCAGGAGACUGGGGCUGGCUGACGUAUCCAUCACAUGGGUGGGAUGCAAUAAAUGAAAUGGACGAAUACUUCAGCCCCAUCCACACAUACCAGGUCUGCAACGUCAUGAGUCCCAACCAGAACAACUGGCUCCGCACCAAGUGGAUUCAGCGCGACGGUGCCCACCGAGUCUACAUAGAGAUCAAAUUCACCUUACGAGAUUGCAACAGCAUGCCGGGUGUCCUAGGUACAUGCAAAGAAACGUUCAAUCUGCACUACUGCGAAACGGACCGGGACAUGGGCGCUAACAUCCGGGAGAGUCAGUUCUCCAAGAUUGAUACGAUCGCAGCCGACGAGAGCUUCACCAACGUGGACCUGGGUGUGAGGAGACUGAAGCUGAAUACAGAAGUGCGUGGUCUGGGCCCGCUCAACAGACGGGGUUUCUACCUGGCCUUCCAGGAUAUCGGUGCUUGCAUUGCCGUCGUGUCGGUACGGGUUUACUACAAAAAGUGUACGGGCCUGGCGCGGAACCUGGCUGUGUUCACGGACGUGGUAACCGGAGCAGAUUCGUCGUCACUGGUGGAGGUCAGGGGUCAGUGUGUGGAUCACGCAGAGGAAAGAGAAACUCCAAAGAUGUACUGCAGCGCUGAAGGGGAGUGGCUUGUUCCCAUUGGACGGUGUGUGUGCAGUGCAGGGUUUGAAGAACACAGAGAGGCCUGUAUUGCUUGUGAAGUGGGCUUCUACAAACCUUUGGCUGGAGACCAGCUCUGUGCAAAAUGUCCCCUUCAUAGUCACUCGGAGACGAGAGCAGCCCUUACCUGCCCUUGUGACGCCAACUAUUACCGUGCCACCACCGACUCUCCUGCUGCUCCUUGUUCAAAACCUCCUUCAGCCCCAGUCAGUGUGAUUUCAUCUGUAAAUGGGACCUCUGUCAGCCUGGAAUGGGGGUCCCCUCUGGACACAGGUGGCCGAGCCGAUAUCAUCUACGAUGUCCAGUGCCAGAAAUGCAUAAAUGGUGGACAGUGCGAGGACUGCAAUGCUGGAACACGUUUUAUCCCCCAGCAGAAGGGACUGACGGAGCCGUGGGUUAACGUGCUCAAUCUGAUGGCCCACACUAACUACACCUUCCGCAUCCUGGUAAUGAAUGGGGUGUCGCAUUUAAGCAAGGAGGCGCUGCCUUAUGCCACAGUCAACAUUACCACAAAUCAGGCAGCUCCCUCCCAGGUAAUGGCUGUCCAUCAAGAAAACGCAAGUACCAACAGCAUUACUCUUCAGUGGCAUGAACCAGAGCAGCCGAAUGGAGUAAUCCUUGAAUAUGAUAUCAAAUACUAUGAAAAGGACAAUGAGCAACAGAGCUACUCUACUCUGAAGUCAAAGACCACAAGUGCUAAAGUAUCUGGCCUCAAGCCUGGUACCAGUUACAUCUUUCAGAUCCGGGCCAGGACUUCGGCUGGUUGCGGCCGUUUCAGCCCUUUAGUGGAAAUCAGGACAGGAAAAGUAGUCCCCCUACGCUACAACACCAUGACUAUUAUCUGGAUCUCCAUGGCACUGGUUACGUCGAUCGUGACAUUUCUGGCCAUUGUCAUCUGCAGAAAACGACACUGCGGCUACAGCAAAGCGUUCCAAGACUCAGAUGAAGAAAAGAUGCACUACCAGAAUGGGCACGUAUCGUUUCCAGAAGCUCGCUUUUAUAUUGAUCCACACACGUAUGAGGACCCAUGCUUGGCUGUCCAUGAGUUUGCCAGAGAAAUUGAAGCCUCCAGGAUCAAGAUUGAGAAAAUUAUUGGUUCAGGCGAGUUCGGAGAGGUGUGUUACGGACGUAUGAGGCUGCCAGGAAAGCGUGACAUCCCUGUGGCUCUAAAAACACUGAAAGCCGGAUACACUGACAAACAACGAAAAGAUUUCCUGAGUGAAGCCAGCAUCAUGGCUCAGUUUGACCAUCCCAACGUCAUACACCUUGAAGGCGUGGUCACACGAAGUAAACCAGUGAUGAUCAUUACUGAAUACAUGGAGAAUGGCUCGCUGGAUUCAUUCCUAAGGAGACACGAUGGUCAGUUCACCAUUAUUCAGCUGGUUGGGAUCCUCCGAGGCAUUGCUUCUGGCAUGACAUACUUGUCCGAUCUUGGCUAUGUUCAUCGGGACCUGGCUGCCAGGAACAUAUUGGUCAACAGCAAUCUGGUCUGCAAGGUUUCAGACUUUGGCCUGUCACGGGUGCUGGAGGAUGACCCAGAUGCAGCCUACACGACCACUGGUGGAAAGAUCCCGAUUCGCUGGACAGCCCCAGAAGCCAUUGCAUAUCGCAAGUUUUCUUCAUCCAGCGAUGUGUGGAGUUAUGGCGUGGUGAUGUGGGAGGUGAUGUCCUAUGGAGAACGACCAUACUGGAACCUCACCAACAGAGAUGUAAUAAAGUCAGUUGAAGAGGGCUACAGGCUGCCAGCGCCUAUGAGCUGCCCAGCUUCCCUCCAUACACUCAUGCUGGACUGCUGGCAGAGAGAGCGCAGUGAUAGGCCCAGGUUCUGCCAGAUUGUCACAGUCCUGGACAAGCUGAUCCGCAACCCAGAGAACCUCAAGUCAAUGGACACAAUGUGCAGGUUGAAGGCUGGCGAUCGAUACACCGCAUUUGUCAAUGUGUGCGGUGGGAACGGAGGGGGUUUCGGAGGCAGCACGGUGAACGAGUGGUUGGACACCAUCAAGAUGGGCCGUUACAAAGACCACUUUGCAGCGGGAGGCUUUCAUACACUCGGUCAUGUCAUGAGCAUGAAUCACCAGGACAUUCACAAGCUGGGUGUAACACUAAUGGGUCAUCAGAAAAAGAUCAUCACCAGCGUUCAGGUGAUGCGGGCACAGGUGCUAAACCAGAGUGUACCCUCUGUACACGUAUAAUCACCUCUUCGGGUCUCAUUUCGCAAUUUAAAUACACUUCCAUUUGAUAUGUGUGGUGUGUUAUGAACUCUUUAAGACUCUUCUGUAGAAAAAGAGUGAACUUUU